UAACUGGGUGUGGCAAAGUACCAUGUGCGUAGGCUUCGUUCUUUUUGAAAGCAGCUAGCUAUAAAGCUAUGUCUUCAAGAAAGCACAAGCGGUCCAAUGUGGAAGAACGCCUUCCUCCGGCAAAGAGAGAGAGUCGCACUGGCACGAAGCGUUCUCACCCUGGCCCCCUUACCUGUGCAGAAGAUGAUGUCGAUGACGACGAGGUAGAGAAGAAUAGUGAAAUGGAGCUUGAGCUCUCACAGCUUUCAUCUCAUGAAUUUGAGGAAGGAACUCUAUCGUUUAAAGAGGCGGAGGCUGGUGUGCUGGACAAGGUGGAGUUGUUUGACUUUAUGUGUCACAAGCAUCUGGACCUUAGCCUCAGUCCCAAUGUCAACUUCAUCCUGGGACGGAAUGGAAGUGGUAAGAGUGCAAUCAUGACUGGGAUAGUAGUGGCUCUGGGUGGCAAGGCACGUAGCACUGAGCGGGGCUCCUCUCUCAAGCAGUUUAUUCGAACUGGGGCCAGUAACUCGAAGGUUUUGGUGCAUCUGAGGAACAGAGGUCAUGAGGCAUACAAGCCUGAGGAGUAUGGAGACACCAUCAUCUGUGAGAGAGUCAUCAAGGAAGAUGGAACCACUGCCUACAAGAUAAAGUCAGAGAACGGAAAGUUGAUUUCCAGCAAGAAAGAAGAGCUGGUGGCCAUCACAGACCAUUGCAACAUCCAGAUUGACAACCCAGUGUCCCUACUCAACCAGGACACUUCUCGUAACUUCCUCCAGAACUCCAAACCCACGUCUAAAUACAAGCUCUUCAUGAAGGCCACUCACCUCGAGCAGAUCGCCAUUGACUACCAGCAGUCCCGAGAAGAGCAGACACUGAUGGAGCAGAGGAUUGGAUCAAUGGCAGCUUCACUCCCUGAAAUGCGAAAUGAGGCCAAGAAGUUAGAGGAGAUAGUAGAGUCAUUCAAAAGAUUCACUGAGAUGGAGGACAAGAUUAAGCAACUGGAAAAUGAGCUCAAGUGGGCCAUCGUUGUGGAAAUGGAGGCAAUUCUCCCCCCAAUUGAAGCUAACAUCGAUAAAGAGAGAGGAAGAAUCCCUAGGAACAAAGAAAGAGCAAACACUGCACAGAAUGCCGUGAGCUCAGCCAAACAGGAGAUGAAAGAUACCAACAAGGGACUCACUGAAGUGACCAAGGAGAUCAACCAGCUCAGUGAAGAGCGCAGUGUAAUUGCUAAUGAGAAGAGAAAGAAGAACCAGGAAUUCCGUCAUCAAAGUGAUACCAUUUUGAAGCAGAUUGGUAAAAAGAUUGGCGAUACCUUAAAGGAGAAAGCUGCUUUGGAGAAGGCCAAGCAGGAGGCUAUCUUAUCGAGCCAGCGUGAUGUGAAGGGUGAACGAGAGGCUAGGCUGAAGGAGAUAGAGGGACUGGAGGAACAGAUACGUCGAGUGAACGAAGAGAUCUCUACAGCCGAGACAGAGAAGUCUCAGUUUCAGGCUGCUCAGAGGAGGGCAGAUGAGUUAAUCCAGUCUCACAGAGCUAAAGAGGGUAAUAUGCAAGGUCAGGUCCAGACAUGCGAAACACAGUUGAGGAGACUCAGAUCCAGUCGCAGUGACAAAAUGGCUGCAUUCGGAGAUGACAUGAGGACGUUAGUGAAUGAGCUUCAACGAAACAAGAGACAGUUUCGUAAGCUACCCAAAGGACCAAUCGGAUCAAUGAUUCAAGUGAAAGACCCCAAGUGGUGCACAGCAAUUGAACAGGUGUUCAAAUUUAAUACCCUCAAGGUAUUUGUAGUGGACAACCAGCAAGAUGCGAAAAAAUUUCGAGCCAUUGCUGAAAGAGUUGUGAGAAGAGGGCCGAUUCCUGAAGCCAUUAUAUCUCGUUUCCAGGACACUGUGUAUGACGUCAGGCGUAAUCAUGCCCAGUCCUCUUACCCCGCUGUGUUUGACAUGCUGGAUGUGUCAGACUCGGAUGUGAUGAACGUGCUCAUUGACCAGUUUCAUGUGGAGAAGGUGCUCCUGAUCGAGGAAAGAGAGGCGGCCAAUCGAAUCAUGACACACGAGACGCCCCACAAUGCAAAGUCUGCGUACACUCUGUCUGGAGAUCUCGUUGAGCCUAGUAAGCAUUAUUCAAACAAGAGUCGACCAUUUGGAAUCCUCAAAGCCAGUCUAGAAGAUUCCAUCAAGGAUGAGAAUCAAAGGCUGAAUCAACUAAAGGCUGAACUCCAACAGCUGCAACUUAAGGGCCAGUCUUUCUGUACUGAACGUGAGACCAACAGACGCUUGGAAACAGGACUCAGUGAGAAAAUUCGCCGAAAGCUGGGAGCGAAGAAAAAGCUGUCAAUGAAGCUAACUCAGCUACACAAUGCCAGGGAAGAAGAGGAGGAGCCUGAGCAGGACAUUGCCACUUACGAGUCUGAGAUAGCUGAGUUGGAUGAACAGAUAGCAGCCAGGGAGAGUGAGCGAACAGCACAGGAGGAGGUGGUCUCUAGGAUUAAGGAUGAGCUUGAAGAGAUUAACCAGCGCUCUAGGCAGACUGACAUCAAGGUGGAGCAAGUAGCAGCUCGGCACGAGGAACUCAGGGCUCGUCUUGAGGAGAGUGAUAACAAGAAGAAGCAAGCCGAGAAAAGACUAAAGACCUGCAAAGGGAGGAUUGCUGAGAUCAAUGCACAAAUUGCCUCACUGGAGGAGAACCUACUCAAACGACAGGAAGAGCUUCAAGAGGCUGUGACGACGGCUGAGGAGGGGAGUGAGCGUGUGGAGACAGACAAGAGUCGUAGGGACAUAUCCAGUGAGAUCCGCCUGUUGAAGCAGCACAUCAGUAAGGACCAACCCAGUCUGGAGGAGCAGGAGAAAAUGCAGCAGACUUACACUGAUGCCAUGGAAAAGUAUGAGAAACAUUUGAUCAUCCACAAGAAGCUGAAGAAAACUCUAAGGGAGUUGAAGAAGAGUCUCACCAAUAGGAUAACCAACUACCAGAAGCUUCAAGAGAGAGUUGCCACAAGAGCCUCCCACUAUUUCACUUUUUUCCUCCGACAGAGAGACUAUGAUGGAAAACUAAAGUUCAACCAUCCUAAGGAGCAGCUAAUCAUAGAGGUCCAAGUGGACAGCCACACGCAACAAUCUCAAGCCACGUCUAAUGCCAAGCAGCUGUCUGGAGGUGAACGGUCGUACACCACAGUGUGUUUCAUAAUGGCUCUGUGGGAUGCUAUCCAAGCACCCUUCCGAUGUCUGGACGAGUUUGAUGUGUUCAUGGAUAUGGUGAAUCGCAAGAUCAGUAUGCGCAUGAUGAUGCAGUUAGCAGAGGACAAACCAACCAGACAGUUUCUCUUCUUCACACCCCAGGAUAUGAGUUCCAUGGGAGUGACUGGUAGCAAGAUGGUGAAGGUGCUGAGACUGCAGGAGCCAGUCAGAGGUGGACAGGCAACUCUCGAUCAACUUAACAACUAGAACAAUUGGGAAAUCCCUUCCUUGUUGACACAGUCACUCAGUAUAGUAUACCUCAUCUGAUGAACAUUCACAUAUCUAACAGCCCCAUUAUAUACCUCAGUUUUGCAACCGUGUUUCAUCUGUGAAGUUUGUUAUUAUUAUAUAACCGUGAAAA
Messenger RNA from Halichondria panicea, 3573 nucleotides. Its product is annotated as structural maintenance of chromosomes protein 6-like. The record is from RefSeq and is a predicted model, not a curated record. Gene Ontology annotation, biological process: double-strand break repair via homologous recombination; chromosome organization. The transcript has 16 exons. Gene Ontology annotation, molecular function: ATP hydrolysis activity; ATP binding; single-stranded DNA binding. Gene Ontology annotation, cellular component: site of double-strand break; nucleus; Smc5-Smc6 complex. The coding region runs from base 69 to 3419 and encodes 1116 amino acids. NCBI's taxonomy places the organism in Eukaryota, Metazoa, Porifera, Demospongiae, Suberitida, Halichondriidae.